CUUCUCGUUCACGACCAAUAGUCCUCCAAACGCACUGAACGCACUCAACACCUUCGGGUUCAUCUCAGACUGCAGCAGACACACAUAUUUGUGUACCAAUGAAUUAGCCUUGCGAAUAGCAAUCCAAACGCACUGAACGCACUCCAACUUCAGGAGUUUUUGGAGGCGGUGAUACAUGGACGUGCUUAGGUGUUGUCGGCCUUGAUAUAAGCCUGACAUGUUUGAAAUUCGACAACGAGGUUGUCUAAGAAAUGGUAUAAAGCCAAGAUGGCUUCAGCAUUCAUUCAUUUGAUCAUCAAGCUACCCACAUCAUCAAUCACUUUCGACAGUUUCAGGCCUCGUCAUCAUCUUGCGUUUCAAUUCCCACAGCCCGCAACCCGCCCAUAUCAAACGAGCAUGUCGACCGUUGCUUCAAUCGUAGCCACCGCCUCUCCACCCAUUAUAUUUCGAAAUCCGACUCAAAUCAUGGAGCCCAACACGCAUUCUACCAAGAAUGGUUCUCAAGAUGCUGCUAACAUGUCAGAGGCGGUCUUCGCCGGAUUGGCCCUCUUGGUUGCGCUCAUCGCACUGGUCGUAGCGCUUCUGCAUCUACGUCACGAACGCAACAAGCGUCGUCAGACCUAUGAAGUUCAAGUUGAGUUGGCAGAACUAUAG
Molecule: messenger RNA, 654 nt
Organism: Dothidotthia symphoricarpi CBS 119687
Lineage: Eukaryota; Fungi; Ascomycota; Dothideomycetes; Pleosporales; Dothidotthiaceae
Exons: 2
Coding region: 268-654 (128 amino acids)
Source: RefSeq, a predicted model, not a curated record